UCGGGAACCUGCUGGCCCGGCGGGCAGGAGCCGGCAAGAUGGCGGCGCAGGCGCUGGCGCUGCUGAGGGAGGUGGCUCGGUUGGAAGCGCCCCUGGAGGAGCUGCGUGCGCUGCAAUCGGUGAUACAGGCGGUGCCGCUUAACGAGCUUCGAGAGCAAGCGGCGGAGCUGCGCCUGGGCCCGCUUUUCUCCCUGCUUAACGAAAACCAUCGGGAACAGACUACUUUGUGUGUAUCCAUUCUGGAGAGAUUGCUUCAAGCUGUGGAACCAGUUCACGUGGCUAGGAACCUCAAGGUUGACCUACAAAGGGGACUUAAUCACCCUGAUGAUUCUGUUAAAAUUCUCACUCUGUCCCAGAUUGGAAGAAUUGUUGAAAAUUCUGAUGCUGUUACUGAGAUUCUAAAUAAUGCUGAUCUACUAAAACAAAUUGUGUAUUGCAUUGGUGGAGAGAAUCUAUCUGUAGCUAAAGCGGCUAUCAAAUCCCUGUCAAGAAUAUCACUAACUCAAGCUGGACUUGAGGCUUUAUUUGAAAGCAAUCUACUGGAUGAUUUGAAAAAUGUAAUGAAAACAAAUGAUAUUGUUCGAUACAGGGUGUAUGAGCUAAUUGUGGAGAUUUCUUCUGUGUCAUCAGAAUCUUUAAACUACUGUACCACAAGUGGAUUGGUAACCCAGCUACUGAGAGAGCUGACUGGUGAGGAUGUGCUAGUCAGAGCCACCUGUAUAGAGAUGGUGACAUCUCUAGCAUAUACCCAUCAUGGACGACAAUACCUUGCUCAAGAAGGAGUAAUUGACCAGAUUUCUAACAUAAUUGUUGGGGCAGAUUCUGACCCUUUCUCUAGCUUCUAUUUGCCAGGAUUUGUGAAAUUUUUUGGAAACCUGGCUGUCAUGGAUAGUCCUCAACAGAUCUGUGAGCGUUAUCCUGUCUUUGUGGAAAAGGUGUUUGAAAUGACAGAAAGUCAGGACCCCACCAUGAUUGGCGUAGCUGUAGACACAAUUGGAAUCUUGGGAUCCAAUGUUGAAGGCAAACAGGUUUUACAGAAAACAGGAACUCGCUUUGAACGCUUGCUCAUGAGGAUUGGACAUCAAGCAAAAAAUGCCUCCACAGAGCUAAAAAUCAGAUGUUUGGAAGCAGUUUCAUCUCUUCUAUAUUUACCACCGGAGCAGCAGACUGAUGAUCUCCUGAGGAUGACAGAAUCAUGGUUUUCCUCUUUAUCCCGUGACUCACUGGACCUCUUUCGUGGUAUCAGUAAUCAACCCUUCCCUGAACUACACUGUGCUGCCUUAAAAGUGUUCACGGCCAUUGCAAACCAACCCUGGGCUCAGAAACUUAUGUUUAACAGUCCAGGUUUUGUAGAAUAUCUGGUGGACCGGUCUGUGGAGCAUGAUAAAGCUUCCAAGGAUGCCAAAUAUGAACUGGUGAAAGCACUUGCCAAUUCCAAGACAGUUGCAGAAAUCUUUGGGAACCCAAAUUAUUUGAGACUGAGAACUUACCUGAGUGAAGGUCCAUACUAUGUGAAACCUGUGGCUACAACAGCUGUAGAAGGAGCUGAUUGAUUUCUUCAAGAGUCUAAUACAGAGGACCAUGUUUCAACUAGAACUUCUAAGGCAUUUGACUCCAUCURUAUUUUCCAAAACAGAGUCCCCCAACCUGCUCCAGCAGAACUAUCAUGAAGUAUCUAAUGGAACUUUAUUGCCAACGUUAUGUUUCUACAUUGAAGUACAAUAUGGAACAGGAAUUUGGAAUACAUUAAGAGCAAGCAAAGGUGGUCAUAAAAGAAUGAGUGUUUUUCAGAUUCCCGAAACUGCUUUAAUCUUUGCAGUAAGACAAAAUUUUGUUCUUUCAGAAAGUUUCCAUGGAUGUAGUCAUGGUCUUAUUUAAAAAUCUGCUUCAAAUAAAAUGAAACCAAAUUGUGACUUCUCUUCACCUUUUUAAGAAUUUUUUU
Messenger RNA from Urocitellus parryii (Arctic ground squirrel), 1942 nucleotides. It is a transcript of the gene Psmd5, whose product is annotated as proteasome 26S subunit, non-ATPase 5. Gene Ontology annotation, biological process: proteasome assembly. Gene Ontology annotation, cellular component: cytosol. Lineage: Eukaryota; Metazoa; Chordata; Mammalia; Rodentia; Sciuridae. The record is from RefSeq and is a predicted model, not a curated record.